GUAGAGGCUGAGCUGGAACGAAUGGAAACUAUAGAGUAUUGGAUUGCUAGAGCGGAUUUUGGAGAAGUGUACAGGAACCUCCUCUUCCGGCUCACCCAGGGGAGGGUGAUGGUGCUGGCGGAGCCUCUUGUGCUGUUUGGAGGGUCGAAGCGGCUCCUGCGAGGUAAUCCUUAACUUACGAUCAUAAUCGAGGGCCAAAAUUUCUCUUGCAGAUGAAAGACAAAGGAGAGAAUAACAAGAACAAAGUUUUGAGCUGGAAAACAUAAAGAGUAUGUGGAACUGAAGCAAACAUUUCCUAAGAUGUCAAGGGGGAGAAUAUAGGAAUAACGAAAAAGUGGAAAUAACUGGAAGUUAGUGGGAAGGAAAAGUUUCCUUGGACAGCCAAAAUGGUGAGAAACAAGAGGACUUGCACUGGAAAGAAACUCUUAGAAUGUUCGGAUUGUGGGGAAAGUUUCACUUGGAAUUAUGAUCUGAUGAUCCACAAAAGGACUCACACAGGAGAGAAACUAUAUGAGUGUCCAGAUUGUGGGAAAAGUUUCAGUCAGAAGUCCAACCUGGUGAAACAUCAGAGGACUCACACAGGAGAGAAACCAUAUGAGUGUCAUGAUUGUGAGAAAAGUUUUAGUUUCAAUUGCCACCUGGUGAGACACCAGAGGACUCACACAGGAGAAAAACCUUAUGAGUGUCUCGAAUGUGGGAAAAGUUUUAGUUGGAAUCACAAUUUGGUGACACACUGGAGGACUCACACAGGAAUAAAACCAUAUGAGUGUCCGGAUUGUGGGAAAAAGUUUCAGUCAGAAUUUCCAACUGGUGAGACAUCAGAGGACUCACACAGGAGAAAAACCAUAUGAGUGUUCGGAUUGUGGGAAUGUUUUA
Molecule: messenger RNA, 876 nt
Organism: Thamnophis elegans (Western terrestrial garter snake)
Lineage: Eukaryota; Metazoa; Chordata; Lepidosauria; Squamata; Natricidae
Product: zinc finger protein 774-like
Exons: 3
Coding region: 387-851 (154 amino acids)
Biological process (GO): regulation of transcription by RNA polymerase II
Molecular function (GO): RNA polymerase II cis-regulatory region sequence-specific DNA binding; DNA-binding transcription factor activity, RNA polymerase II-specific
Source: RefSeq, a predicted model, not a curated record